GAGAUAUAAAAGGGCUCUGGCUCCAUGUAGAUCAUAAAAGAUGAAUCUAAUACUGUUAUUAUCGUAAGAUAUUUACGUUUGAACGGUCCAAGUUUCCUCAAGAAACCAACCGUCGAAUGGGAAAUAUGUCUAAAGAGAAGAUUGAAGAUCCAAAGAAUACGGAGAAUGUUUCUGUUGAUGUAAUUGAAUAUGCACAUGCCAAGGAAAAAGAAGUUGUUGCAAAAUUGGAUCCAGAUGCAACUGAAUAUUCAAGCUCAUUCGCCGACACCACUUCUGGAAAUGGGAAUAGUUCUGAAUUGAGUGAUGCUGAAGUUGAAUCACAGUUUUUUGGCGACAAUGAUGUGAUGCCUCCAUUUGAUGCAUUUAACGGUAUAUUUCCAAUGAGGAAGAAAAAGUUGACUGCUCACUGGAGAAACUUCAUACAUCCUCUGAUGUGGAGGUGCAAAUGGACAGAAUUAAAAAUAAAGGAAUUAGAGUUGCAGGCGUCAAAGUAUGACAGGUGUAUUGCAGCACAUGAACGAAGAAAACGUAUGUCAAUAGAUCAACUGACAGUUGAACAAUCUGGCUCAAGGUCUUUACCAUUUAAAUCCCAAUAUCGUAGGAAAAGGGCAAUGAAGAGAAGAAAACGGAAGAGAUUGGAAGAUACAACUGAUAUUGGAUCAUACAUGUCAAAACACAUUCUUUUUUCUGGUCAUGAAAAUAAGUGGUCUGAUGUUGAUGGAACUCCGAUAUGUGAUGACUUUGGUAUGCCAGGUACAACUAAAUCCUAAAUAGCUUAAUAACCUCUUUUCCUUUUUUCAUUUUUCCUUUGGUUGUCUAUAUUACCUAUAUGUUUGUGAAGCUUUUGUCCUCUACUUUCAUGAAGUAUUCCUUGUAAGUGGUGAGAAUGCAUAAUCUCAAUAGGCUGCCCUUCAGCUUCUAAUCAAUUUGUAUGGCCUUUCUUAAGCCUCCGGUUGUGUUAAUCUCAUUAAGGGACUAAGGCCUAGAAUUUUGAUGUAAAAUUGUUGUACAC
Messenger RNA from Olea europaea var. sylvestris, 1012 nucleotides. RefSeq lists its product as uncharacterized. The record is from RefSeq and is a predicted model, not a curated record. The transcript has 3 exons. NCBI's taxonomy places the organism in Eukaryota, Viridiplantae, Streptophyta, Magnoliopsida, Lamiales, Oleaceae. Bases 117 to 770 code for a protein of 217 amino acids.